Molecule: messenger RNA, 2469 nt
Organism: Phodopus roborovskii (desert hamster)
Lineage: Eukaryota; Metazoa; Chordata; Mammalia; Rodentia; Cricetidae
Gene: Ppp1r37
Product: protein phosphatase 1 regulatory subunit 37
Exons: 13
Coding region: 173-2281 (702 amino acids)
Molecular function (GO): protein binding
Source: RefSeq, a predicted model, not a curated record
GCGUUGGGGCUCCCGGCGGCGGCGGCGGCGGCGGCGACGACGACGACGACGGAGGCGGCGCCUGAAGCAGCGGCGAAGCCCAUGGUCCGGAACGGCGGGCGGACCCGGAGAGACGAGUCCGGGGCCCGGGGCAUGUCCCCGGGGCCCCCGUGAGGAGGAGGCGGCGGCGGCGAUGGAGAUCCCGCCGCAGGAGGCUCCGCCCGGGCCGGGCGCCGGCGCCGACGCCGACGCGGACGCCGAGGAGGCCCCGGCCGAAGCCGGCUCUCCUAGCGCGGCCUCGCCCCCGGCCGACGGGCGCCUCAAGGCUUCAGCCAAGCGCGUCACGUUCCCGUCGGACGAGGACAUCGUGUCCGGAGCCGUGGAACCCAAAGACCCCUGGAGACACGCCCAAAACGUGACCGUGGAUGAAGUGAUCAGUGCCUACAGGCAGGCCUGCCAGAAGCUGAACUGCAGACAGAUCCCCAAGCUCCUCAGGCAGCUGCAGGAGUUCACGGACCUUGAGCAACGCAUCAACUGCCUGGACCUGAAAGGGGAGAAGCUUGACUACAAGGCCUGUGAGGCUCUGGAGGAGGUCUUUAAGAGGCUGCAGUUCAAGGUUGUGGACCUGGAACAGACCAACUUGGAUGAAGACGGUGCGUCCGCCCUCUUUGACAUGAUUGAGUACUACGAGUCAGCCACCCACCUCAACAUCUCCUUCAACAAGCACAUUGGCACCCGGGGCUGGCAGGCUGCUGCCCACAUGAUGCGCAAGACAAGUUGCCUACAAUACCUAGAUGCCCGCAACACACCCCUGCUGGACCAUUCUGCGCCCUUUGUGGCCCGCGCUCUACGCAUCCGCAGCAGCCUGGCAGUGCUGCAUCUGGAGAAUGCCAGCCUGUCUGGGAGGCCCCUCAUGCUGCUGGCCACAGCUCUGAAGAUGAACAUGAACCUACGGGAGCUGUACUUAGCAGACAACAAGCUCAAUGGCCUGCAGGACUCAGCCCAGCUGGGCAACUUGCUCAAGUUCAAUUGCUCCCUGCAAAUCCUGGACCUGAGAAACAACCAUGUGCUAGACUCAGGUCUGGCCUACAUCUGCGAGGGGCUCAAGGAGCAGAAGAAGGGUCUGGUGACCCUGGUGCUGUGGAACAACCAGCUCACACACACAGGCAUGGCCUUCUUGGGCAUGGCGCUGCCGCACACACAGAGUCUGGAGACCUUGAACCUGGGCCACAACCCCAUUGGGAACGAGGGUGUGCGCAACCUCAAGAAUGGACUCAUCAGCAACCGGAGUGUGCUGCGCCUCGGCCUGGCCUCAACCAAGCUCACAUGCGAGGGCGCGGUGGCCGUGGCAGAGUUCAUCGCCGAGAGCCCCCGCCUCCUGAGACUGGACCUCCGGGAGAACGAGAUCAAGACGGGCGGGCUCAUGGCGCUGUCCUUGGCCCUCAAGGUGAACCACUCCCUGCUUCGCCUGGACCUGGACCGAGAGCCCAAGAAGGAGGCGGUGAAGACCUUCAUUGAGACGCAGAAGGCACUACUGGCCGAGAUCCAGAACGGCUGCAAGCGCAACUUCGUGCUGGUGCGAGAGCGGGAGGAGAAGCCGCAGCUGUCGGUCUCCAUGCCCGAGAUCACCGUCACCGCGCCCCAGCCCCUGGGAGAGCCUGGGGACCUGCCAGCCGAGGGGGCACACAAUGGGGCCCCUGGCCCGGACUCGGACUCGGACUCGGACCGGGAGGAGCAGGAGGAGGAAGAGGAGAAGCAGGAGGACCAGCAGAGGGAUGAGGGCGGCGCUGAGCAGAGUCCCUCAGCCCCCUGCCCUGCCCUCAUGCCCUCCACGGACUCCCUCGGCCCCGGGGACCGGAGCCCCCCAGGCAGCCCCGCCUCCCCCACUGAGCAGCGCAUUUCUGUCUCCAGCCCGGGCCGAGGCCACAAGGUGUUUGUGGUGACCCGGGUGGAGAGUCCACCCGAGAGGCCAGAGCCCCCUGUCCCCCCGACCUUCGUCUCCUCCCCUCCACCCUCUCCUCCCUCCCCACCUGCCUCUCCACCAUCUCAGACCAUGGACAUCCGGGACCCAGAGUCAUCCGAGGCUCAGCUCCAGCCGGAGCCAUCUCAGGCAGGGCAGCCUCUGCCCAACGGCCUGAAGCCUGAGUUUGCCCUCGCACUGCCCCCAGAGCCACCCCCAGGGCUGGAGGCUAAGGGGGGCAGCUGCAGCCGGGAGCACGCGCUGCACCGCCCCCAGGGCGCCCGCAAGCUGGAGGAACUGCUCCUAGAGGCCAGCCAGGAGGCCCCGCGGGACACACUGUGACACUUUCUUUAGUUCCGGCUGCUCUGUGAUGAGCUGAAGCCAUCCCAAGGAUCUGCCGACUCCCCGCCUAGUCCCCCAGGAAGCCAGGCGGGGUACCCCAGGCCUCGCUGCAGGAACACUACAGCCACAAGGGGCGCAGGGCUGGGAGAGGCUUCCCAGACUUGAAAGCAAAGCACGUAUUUAUGUGU